UCAGCAGGGUAAACGUGAUGUUUGUCAAUCAGCCUCAAACAGGAAGAAGACAAAAUAAGAGGGACAAACAUCCUGGUUCAGACUCAUUUGUUUGCCUCCAUAACGAGCAGGACAAAAGACCGCAGCUAAUGUUCCGAGGGGUGUCGUUAAAAUUAGGGGCAACCAGGAGCAUAGAAAGAGCCACAGAGGUGAUUUGAGAACAGCUAAUUAGGGAGAGUGAUGGGCUUUUGCUCAAGGAAACACAUAUGGGCCUCAUCCCUGUGGCGGAGAGGCUGGUGCAGUGACCACACCGGAACAGGAAAGACGGACUGGGAGCUCGAAAAGAAACAACAGCAAGGACCAUGCUGUUGCAAGGGGGGCUAAGACUGGACCAUAAGUCUCCCCCUCGGAGUAACGCCACGCUGGAAGCCUCGUCGCUAUGGAAGGCCCUGCUGAGUGACCUUUCGUGCCAGUAACCUUUUGUUGACUGUCUGAGGAGCCAUCCAUCUGCUUGACGAGAGUUUCUGUUGUCAAACAAACAAACAAACAAACAAACAAACAAAGAACAACAGUGUCGAGGAUGUGGAGGAGGUUCGAGGAGAUGCCGAAGGAUGUGCGCAUGUCCUUGCUGCUGGUGUGGAUUACUUUGCUUCCCUGCAUGUCAAUGAUCCCCCUCGGAGCCGCUGAUACUGCAGCCGGUCCCGACGAAGGACAGCGACUGCUGAGCCGAGCCAAGAGAGGAUGGGUUUGGAACCAAAUGUUUGUGCUGGAGGAAUUUUCUGGACCCGACCCAAUCCUGGUUGGCAGGCUCCACACAGACUUGGAUGUCGGUGGCAAGCGCAUUAAGUACGUGCUGGCCGGCGAGGGGGCCGGCACCAUUUUCGCCAUCAAUGAGCUGACGGGCGACAUCCAUGCCAUGAAGAGGCUAGACCGCGAGGAGAAGGCCGAGUACACCCUCACGGCUCAGGUCAUUAACGCCGACACUGACGAGCCGCUGGAGCCGCCGUCCGAGUUCAUCAUCAAAGUGCAAGAUAUCAACGACAAUCCACCGCAGUUCAUCGAGGGUCCUUAUCGGGCGGCCGUUGCCGAGAUGUCGGCGGUCGGUACCCCUGUGACCCGAGUGACCGCAACCGAUGCCGAUGACCCAGUGUACGGCAACAGCGCCAAGCUGGUCUACAGCAUCCUGGAGGGACAGCCCUACUUCUCUGUGGACCCCAACUCAGCCACAAUCAAAAUUGCCCUCCACGGGAUGGACCGAGAGAUGCGGGAGGAGUACCUGGUGGUCAUCCAGGCCAAGGACAUGGGCGGUCACAUGGGUGGCUUGUCAGGGACCACCACUGUCACCAUCAUGCUCACCGACAUCAACGACAACCCACCCAAGUUUUCGAAAAAUUUGUAUGAGUUUGUGAUCCCCGAAAACCUGCCCGUUGGGCAGAUGGGAGGCAAAGUAAAGGCCAACGACCGGGACUUCGGCGACAACGCCAAAUCCACGUACAACAUCAUCGAGGGGGACGAGCAAAGCGUGUUUGAGAUCAUCACUGACCCGCAAACGCAAGAAGGGAUUCUGCGACUCAAAAAGGCAUUAGACUUUGAAAGCAGGAGGUCGUACACGCUCAAAGUGGAGGCCACCAAUGUGCAGUCAGACCCUGGUGGCAGCGUUGGGGGGCCUUUCAAGGACACUGCCACGGUCAAGAUCGUCGUGGAGGACGCUGACGAGCCGCCCAUGUUCUCCAAGUCCGUCUACACGCUAGAGGUCAAUGAGAACGCACCCGUCAACACAGUCAUCGGCACAGUCGGUGCCAGGGACCCAGACUCCAGCGGGAGUCAAGUCAGGUACUUUAUCGACCGGCACACGGACCUGGAGAGGCAGUUUAACAUCAACGUGGAUGAUGGCAAGAUCACGCUGGCCAAACCGCUGGACCGGGAGACAGACAUGUGGCACAACAUCACCGUCACUGCCACCGAAGUCCGUAACCACAGUCAGAUCUCCCGGGCGGUGGUGGCGAUCCGGGUCAUGGACAUAAACGACAACGCCCCAGAGUUCGCCAACGAAUAUGAAGCCUUUUUGUGUGAAAAUGGAAAACCCGGACAGGUGAUCCAAACGGUCAGCGCUGUGGACAGAGACGACCCGAUCCAGGGCCACUACUUUGAGUACCGCCUGGUGCCCGAGAUGCUCAACAAUCCCAACUUCACCAUUAAGAACAACCAAGACAACUCCAUUAGUGUCCUGGCCAAGCACGACACAUUCCGGCGGCAGAAGCAGGAGAUGUACUUCCUUCCUAUCGUGGUGACGGACAACGGCAACCCACCCAUGAGCAGCACCAACACCCUGACCAUUCGGGUGUGCGGAUGCAGCAAGGACGGUAUCGUGCAGUCCUGCAACGUAGAGGCCUACGUCCUGCCCAUCGGCCUUAGCAUGGGUGCGCUAAUUGCCAUCUUGGCCUGUAUCAUCCUGCUUUUAGUAAUAGUGGUGCUUUUUGUGACAUUACGGCGACACAAGAAUGAGCCGCUCAUCAUCAAGGACGACGAGGAUGUGCGCGAGAACAUCAUCCGCUACGAUGACGAGGGCGGUGGCGAGGAGGACACGGAGGCCUUUGACAUCGCCACGCUGCAGAACCCGGAUGGCAUCAAUGGCUACUUGCCACGCAAGGACAUCAAGCCUGACCUGCAGUUCAUGCCGCGCGCCGGCCACAACUCGGGCCCCAACGGCGUGGACGUGGACGAGUUCAUCAACGUGCGACUGCAUGAGGCUGACAACGACCCCACAGCACCGCCAUACGACUCCAUCCAGAUCUACGGCUAUGAGGGCCGGGGAUCGGUUGCCGGCUCACUCAGCUCUCUGGAGACCACGUCUUCUGACUCGGACCAGAACUAUGACUACCUCAGGGAGUGGGGCCCUCGCUUCAGGAGACUUGGGGAACUCUACUCAGUGGGCGAGAGUGACCGGGAGACCUGACCUGAAAAAACAAAACAAGACUUUCUGAAUUUUCUUUUUUCUUCUGUCCACGUGUGUAUUAAGCGCUAGAGCUCUAUCAGCUUUUAGAAACAGAAAACAAGAAAAAAAAAAACAGGCCACUUUUUUGUAUUCUUCCUAGAGUCAAGGUAUAGCAGUCAUCUACAUCGUAAUCGUUGAGCCGAAACCAACUGUCUUUUAACUAGGAGAUUCUUGUGGAGUGUAAAAACGUUAGAUUCCGUUGUGGAGUGUCUAGCAGUGUUUUGGGUGUUCGUCAUUGGCUGUGACUUCCAGUAGCAGAGAGCUGGUAGGCCCUGUCCAGUCAGAGAAUCCUGAACGGACUUUAAAGCAAUACGUGGUCUACCUUACAACAAUGAAUGUAUGCGAGGAUUUGAACAAAAAAAAGACAAAAAAGGGCGUUGGCCUUGAUAAAAAGUGACUUUAUCAUUUGAUAUGUUCUCUCUCUUUGGUGGCCACAUUUAUAAACUGCGCUUUAUACAACUCUUUGUAUUUACACGCUACAGGUGGCCACAUCGCCAUCGCGCUAGCCUAUGAAAGAAAUCGAGAAGACAACAACAAAAAUGUAGAAACUCUGAGGCCUUCUUUUUACAGAAGCAAGUUAAAUUGUAACCUAAUGUUUGUUUUUUUGGGGGGUUUAUUCUUCAUUACUUUUCAAGGGUUUUUGUACAUCUUUUCCUUUCCAUGCUCACAACUCCACAAGUGGGCUUAGCCCAAGAUGUAGACAAGCUGUGGCGUUAGCGUCUUUCUGCUACGUGCUAAGACCACUAUCUCACUGGCCUGGAGACUAGUUGGCGACCUGAUGGCAACUUGAGUCUCCGCUGGUUGUGGAGACAUCUUCGUGACGUAGCCCUGGAGUCUCUUGGAGAAAAGCCGGGUUGCCAGGAAGUUGUGGUGAAAUUGAACAUGUUAAAUUUCAUUGGAAAUCUUUUGGCGACUCCUCUAUAUGCUCACUCUCAAGAAAAACCUUAAUGUGGCUUAAUGUAAGAAACCUGCUAUCAAUCAUUACCAAAAUGUAUGUGGACAUUUCUACUUAUGGCUACUUCAACCUCUGAAAAUAUCACAACGAUUGCCUCAAUACUUUGGAUUUAAUGGACGUUGAGUUUUCCUCUUAUAUAGAAAAAGCUUAACAUGGCUUAAUGUCACAAAACUGCUAGCAAUCGUCACCCAAAUUUAUAUGGACAUCUCUACCUAUGCCCACUUUAACCACUGAAAAUAUCCAUCACCCCAAUAUUUUGGAUUUUAUGGACGUUAAGCCUCAUGUUGUGUUCAUUUCCUGUUCAACAAGUUUGUGUUCCCGGUCUGAAAUUACCAUUCCAAUAAGAAUCACUAUUAAAAAAAACAAAACUAUUUAUCCACAUUAUCACUACUUGCUGAGUUACAUGUCUUAAUUAACUUAGCUUUUAGUGAAUAUUAAAAGUUAAAGUUUUACACUUUUAUAUGUUUUUAGUGGCAAGUGUUAUUGAUCUGAUCUUAUACACUUGAAAGCAAGUUCUAAAAAUCACAAUUACUGGAAUAUUUUACCGAUAUGAAAUAUUCAGAUAACACAUGGUAUACUGUUUAUAUUAACUUUGGGUCAAAGUUAUCAAGGACAUUUGCUUUGAAACCAUAUACAUUUUGUAUAUCCAUCCAUUUUCUGAGCCGCUUCUCCUCACUAGGGUCGCGGGCGUGCUGGAGCCUAUCCCAGCUAUCAUCGGGCAGGAGGCGGGGUACACCCUGAACUGGUUGCCAGCCAAUCGCAGGGCACAUACAAACAAACAACCAUUCGCACUCACAGUCACACCUACGGGCAAUUUAGAGUCUCCAAUCAAUGCAUGUUUUUGGGAUGUUGGAGGUAACCGGAGUGCCCGGAGAAAACCCACGCAGGCACGGGGAGAACAUGCAAACUCCACACAGGCGGGACCGGGGAUUGAACCCGGGUCCUCAGAACUGUGAGGCUGACGCUCUAACCAGUCAGCCACCGUGCCGCCACAUUUUGUAUACAGUUACAAAAAAGUAGCACCUGUUCUGUUCCUGGUGAAAAGUGACCAUGAAUAUUUGAAUUGGUUAGAAAGGAAAUUAUUCCAAAACAGCACUGGACAUUUUCACAACAUUCACAACAUGCCUAGAUCAGACUAGAGGAUUUUAUUCCUGAUAUUGGACCAAUUUGCUAUCAUGGGCGAUUUCGCAGAUCAGGCACGACAUAUUUUUUUGGGAACGACAAAACUUCUUGAAGUGUGACACAUUCUACGAUCAACGAUUUGGCCCUGCGAUAGCCCUAUGACGCCAAAAUGAAAAGUCUACCCUGUAUGAUUUUGUUUUGGUUAUCUUCUGUGUAGCGUGACAUAUCAAUGACAACAUCAGAAUCAGAAUCAUCUUAAUUUUGCCAAGUAUGUCCAAAAAACACACAAAGAAUUUGUCUCCGGUAGUUGGAGCCGCUCUAGUACGACAACAGACAGUCAAUUGACAGAGAACACUUUUGAGAUAAAGACAUUGAGAAAACAGUCACUGAGCAAUAAAGGGUUACUAGUUAUCUGGUAAUGCCGGUACAGUUUUUAUUUUAUUUAUUUAUUUACUUUGCUGCAUAGUUUCUCUUUGCAAUGUUAAUUUCUUUAGUCAGCUGGUUUCUUUAGUCAGCUGGUUUCUAGUGCGAUUAUACAGGGCCCUGUCCCCGCUUUGAUAUGCGUCCUCCUUAGCUUGGCGAAGUUGCUUAAGUUUGGCAGUGAACCACGACUUGUUGUUAUUGAAUGUGCGAAAUAAACUUUGUUGGUACACACGCAUCUCACAGAAACUAAUAUACGAUGUGACAGUGUCUGUAUAUUCAUCCAGGCUGCCAGCGGAAUUUUCAAAGACACUCCAGUCAGUGCAGUCUAAACAGCUUUGAAGUCCUAUCUUUGCUCAUUGGUCCACCUUUUCACUGUUUUCACUGUAGGCACCGCGCAUUUGAGUUCUUGCCUGUAUGUUGGUAUUAAGUGAAUUAAGCACUGAUCAGACGAGCCCAGGGCUGCACGGGGUAUGGCACGGUAGGUUUUUGUGAUUAUUUUGUAUUUAGCGUCUUUAUACUUUAUUAUUUAAGCCCCUUUAAAACACAUUCGCUGCCAUUGACGGCUUUAGAAGUCAAAUAUCCAUGUUAACUGGGAAGGCUGGCAUUUAUGACGAUUACUGUACUAACCUCACUAAAUUUGCAAUUUGCAUUGCAAUUGCACAAAUUAGUCAUAAUGCUUAAAAGAAUAAAUCAAUUACAAAAUUAUUAAAAUAUUUACUUAGCACUGACAUUCCAACAAUGCCUCAUCUUGUGUCUUGAUUUUGUGUACACCGUGUACAGAACCUUUCCAAUAAAUUAGAAUAUCAUCGAAAAGUUCAUUUACAUAAUUCCAUUCAAAAAGUUAGACUUUCAUAGAUUAUAGAUUCAGGGCCUACAAUUUAAACAAUUUCAAAUAUUUAUUUGUUUAUUUUUACAUAAUUUGGGCUUCCAGCUCAUAAAACCCACGAAAUCAGGAAUUCCAAAAAUUAGAAUACUGUGAAGAAAUCAUCAUUUACUUCUCAGUUUUUGUAGAAAAAAAGAAAGAAAUUAGGGUCACAUUAAAUCAAUCAAAAUAUGGUACUUUCAAAACGAUAUGUUAAUCUUCAGUACUUGGUUGAGAAUCCCUUUGCUUUAAUCACUGCCUCAAUGUGCCAUGAGGCAAUUAGCCUGUAGCAUUGCAUGGGAGUUAUCGAAGCCCAGAUUUCCUUGAUUCUUGGUGUCAGUUCUUUGUUUUUGGGUCUGGUGCUCCUCAUUUGUCUCUUGAUAAUACCCCAUAGAUUCUCAAUGGGGUUUAGAUCCGGCAAGUUGGCUGGCCAGUAAAGCACUGUGAUGGCCAUGGGCAUCAAACCAGGUUUUGGUGCUUCUGGUGGUAUGGGCAGGGGCCAGGUCCUGCUGGAAGAUGAAAUCUGCGUCUCCAUACAGAUCCACAGCAGAAGGAAUCAUGAAGUCCUCUAAAACAUUCUAGUAGACUGUUGCGAUGACCUUGAAUUUAAGAAAGCAGAGGUUACCAAGACCUGCACUGGACAUUGCACCCCGAAUCAUGACUGACUGUGGAUAUUUCACACUGGACCUCAAGCAGAUUGGGUUCUGUUCUUCACCCGUCUUCCUCCAAACCCUUGUACCUUGAUUCCUGAAUGGAAGGCACAUUUUACUUUCAUCAGAAAAGAUGACCUUAGACCACUGGCCAAAAGUCCAGUCCUUCUUCUCCUUGGCCCAGUUGAGAUGCUUCCUAGGUUGGCUCAGGCUCAGAAGUGGCUUGACCUGAGGAACUCGACAGUUGUAGCCCAAUUCCCGGAUGCGCCUGAAUGUGGUGUUUUUUGAAGCUGUGACUCCCGCCUCAUUCCACUCUUUCUCUGAAUCUCUGCUAGAUUCUUAAAUCUUCUUUGUUAGAUAAUCCGCUGAAGCCCACGGCUUUUGCUGAUCCAUCUUCUCCUGACACCUUUUGUCCUUCCACUAGACUUUCCAUUGAUAUGGUUGGACACAGCACUCUGUGAACAGCCAGCUUCCUUAGCUCUGAACUUUCGUGGCUUACCCAUCAUAUGGAGGAUAUCAAUGACGGUCUUCUGGCCAGUUGUCAAGCCUGCAGUCUUCCCCAUAUUGAACCCAACUGAGACAAUUGUACCAAACUGAAACAAUUGAAUGACACCUGGGGAAACCUGUGGAGGUGCUUCGAGUUUAGGAGAUGAUUAGUGUGUGACACUCUUGAUCACGGUUUCUCGUUGCAUCAUCACAACAUCCUGUCUGUGAUGGGAUGUUUCGGUGAUAAAAGAAUUUCAGAGCGACACUGAAAAUGCAGUUUUGGGACAUUUUCGGCAGGCGAAAAUGUUCAAUUGCUUCGAAAUUUGUACUGGUCUGAGCGGGCCAGUGUGUAUAAGUAGGUGGUGGCCCGACAUGGUGGUGUUGAUGUCGGACCCUGGGUUAUCUGAUCCCGUCCUAAUUUGAAAAGAUAACGCACACUGAUCGUAAUAGACGGGAUAUGCUGGUAUCGUAAUAAAUGCGUCGUAUUACCAGUGGCUGACAGAGAUACGGCAAGAUUUUAAGACAGUAGUCUGACAUAGUACCAUCAUAAAAGACCAAAUUUGUCUUAUUAUCUGAUGCAGGCACAACAAGAACAACAACAUGUUAAGCAGUCCAUCAUAUAUUUUUCCUCAAGCUUGUUACUUUUGAUCGUCACCACCAUGGUCAAUAUUUUGGGACAGUGGCUCUUCACCAAGGGCGUAGGAGGUGAAGAAAAUUAUCACGUUAUGGUUUGUCCCUUGAGACCUGCAGUCAUCUACAGAACCAUAAGUUUCCCUUGGUUCUUUUCGAGAGCACCGUCUGUCCCAAUAUCUACCUGCAUUUUCCGUGGCAUCACCUGUCAUGGCAUCACAUGUUGCCCAUAUCAUUAUGCCAUAUACUGUGUCGCUUGGCAUAUAUUGCUUGAAAGGGCAACAUCCCCUAAAAGUGACAUGACACUCAUCUUGUGAUGUUUUUGACUAGGUUUUAGAGAUGUGUGGCAGACGCUCCACCCACUUGUCACAAACGUCUCUCUGCCAGUUUGUCUUAUUUACGAAGGUCUGGUCUUGUAUCCAAGUUCAAUCACCCUUGACAACAUGAUUUUUUUGCAGAGACAUGGUGACCUGAAAAAAGUUGACCGACCAGACAUCCCAUAAACUGCUUGUAGAUUUGUUUUUGAAUGUACCUGCCAAGACCCAUGUAUGUGCUGACCCCUGUCUGGGUAAGCAACUUCCCCCUCUUGUCCCCUCUAAAUUGGUCAUAUUUACCACAGUGGUUAGAAUGUAGUCAAUCAGGAACAGUUCAAAGCAGGAUUUGGUGCCAUCAGUCCAUGAUACGGCAUAUUUUGUAGGUCCGGGGGUCAUCCUGAUGACAUUUUCAGUCGGGAGAUGACCAGGAUAAGUGACAGCAAACUCAGCAUGGCCGUCUUCUUCAUCUCUGGAUUCCUCCUCAUCAGUUAUUUCUUGGUCUUGAUUAUAUUCCAUGUAAUCUUCAGUUUCUGACACCUCAAAUCCAUCCUCACUGUCAUUUUCUUGGCCUCUCCCCUCCUCAUUAAUGUGGUGACCAUCAAAUAUUUAAUCAAGAACUUCACUUAAGGUAUAUCAAUCUGCCAUGGUGCUGCCACACAAUGGACUGUGAGCAAAGCCUCAAAAAGUGUUAUAUACCUAACUGUCAUCACAGAUGUUGUUCCCACAACAUCAGAGCUACUGGGCAAAGGUUCUGGAAGUGGCUGCUGGGGGACCAAGGGUGUGAGCAUGCGUGCGUGUGUGUGUGUGUGCACGCGCGCGUGUAUGUGUGUGUGGAGGAGGGAAAAUUUGUGGUGGGGUGGGGGGUUUGUUGGGGGGUCAAGUCUGUGGGAAAUGUCCUCCAUGUGACAUAUAAGCAUUUUCCUGAGCUCCGCUUUUAGUCAUUGUUGACUCACCCAUUCAUUUCUAAUGACCAGUCAUUUUUCACCGUGAACAUGAAGUGUAUAAAAGUUGAAUAAAACGCACAAAAUUAAAUGCAUAUCAAUACAUUUGAAAUCCUCUUUGUAGACAAAGUCAUGAAAUCUUAUGUUAAUCUGAACAAGUUAAAUACAAUUUUCAGAGCGAAAUCUUCAAUCGUUCAAAUUUGACCGGAACACAACAAGUGUUAAAGCAUUUUCCAUUUAUAAGCAUUUAUAUAUACUGUAUAUAGGCCUAUAUCAGCAACCUCCGGGUUGUGACAUUAUCUGGAGACAUCUCGUAGACAUCUUCCUGGUGAGAGCGCAAGCAAUAUUUUGGUCUCCUGGGUCGCCGCGACUGAUCAACCUUAGCAGCAUCAACAACGUCUCCACCAGUGAGAUAGGCCCCUAACUCAGCAUCCGAUUUGCCCCCCCACAAAAAAAAAGACACAAAACCAACCCGUGUACAUAUUGUGCGUACACUGUAUGAUACGAGUAAAAAAGGAAAAAAAAAAGCUUGUGCUGUACAUAACAUUACUGCUAACUUCAUUAGCUCCAGACAAGGCAGGUAGAGAAUUCCGAAUUUCAGAAGCAUAAUAAGAAAGUAGACUUAAUGGUAACUACCGAUGAGCGUGUUCUACCUUCCGCUCACCUUUUCUACCAUGCUUUCAGUGCUUAUCAGUGUGUAUGUUCAAUUAUUUACUCCCCUGUACUGUAAUCUCUCAAGAUUACCCUGUAUUGUUUCCUACUUUGUCAAAUAUAUUUUUAUAAAUAAUG
Phyllopteryx taeniolatus (common seadragon) is the source of this 10146-nucleotide messenger RNA. RefSeq names its product cadherin 8 (gene cdh8). Bases 560 to 2935 code for a protein of 791 amino acids. Gene Ontology annotation, molecular function: cadherin binding; calcium ion binding. Gene Ontology annotation, biological process: calcium-dependent cell-cell adhesion; cell-cell junction assembly; cell morphogenesis. The record is from RefSeq and is a predicted model, not a curated record. Gene Ontology annotation, cellular component: adherens junction; catenin complex; synaptic cleft. The transcript has 12 exons. Lineage: Eukaryota; Metazoa; Chordata; Actinopteri; Syngnathiformes; Syngnathidae.